AUGUUUAAGGCUGGGACAUUGCCAUUGGACAUGUACAGGUCAUCAGACCAUCCGAAAGAUAAAGUGUCGUUUGACACUGAUGCGGUCGAAAAGAAGCCGGUUAUGUUUGUUAAGUCUGCUUCAACCAUAACGUCACACGAAAAAGACGAUGAAGUUGAGGUAAGAGUUGAAGAAGACGAGGAAGUCGGGGAAGACUACGACGCAGACGAUUCAGAUUCCGAUCAUGCUACGGUUGACAGUGGCGAAAGUAAUUCACUGGGCAGUUUAACGUUUCUUCGGGUCGUCACUACUAUACACGUAGUGGACGAACGGUACGAGUUUGUCUAUCGAAUGACGAAAGUGACAAAUGUUGAUAUAA
Paramuricea clavata is the source of this 358-nucleotide messenger RNA. Lineage: Eukaryota; Metazoa; Cnidaria; Anthozoa; Malacalcyonacea; Plexauridae. The record is from the annotation of a GenBank genome assembly.